UAAUAUAUCAGCGACCUACCUGUCAAUCUCUGACGACGCUUUCUCUGCGAGCGUGGUUUCACUUUACGUCGGAUUUUUCACGGACACUCGCCUCCUUUCGCCGACGAUCAGCGGCCGGUCACGAGCGGGCAAUAUAAACGCAUGUUAUAUAUGGAAAAAAAAGUAAGGGGAGGCAAGAAAUAAAAAGGAAAGAGAGACGAAGCUCUCGAGGAUACGAGCUGACGAACGAACGAAAAGGAAAGGGCGAUAUCCGGCGGAGGGUUCCCUCGGGUUAGCUCGCGAGAGAGAGGGAGAAAGUAUGCAGUCGAUACAUUGUAUAAAAUCUGGCCGAGUGAAAGCGUUUUAAAAAAGAAGAAUCAGCAUGAUCGACGAACUUUGUCUUUUACGAGGAAGAUCUCUUAUUCGGGAUUCUCUCUCGUAGUAAUCAUCUUAUUUGCGCUCCUCGUGGCUCGUCGAGCGUAAUUUCGGAAAGCCGUCGUGCCAACGGAACAAGAAUUCACUUCCGGCGAACCGGAAGAAGAAGGAAGUCAUCCAAAGACGCUUGUGUCGAUAUAAUCGAUUCGAUGAUCUCUACCGGCCAUAAAGCUACCUUCCGAGAACAAUAAGGAAAAUCGGCGCGAGUGUAGUAACCAUGUGAUUAGUAUACUUUAAGUUAACGAGAAAUACGCAUUUCUUUAUCCAAUUUCUUGAUUUGAUAAACUACCAGAAGCGUUUCCCAGCAAUAUGCAGCGCGGAACGUGAAAGCGACGUGAAGAACUGGAAGAAUCGAGUUUCGUUGCUUCAGCCCUAGGAAAAUGUCAACCUCCGAGUGCGCGGAGAAUGGAAAGAGGAAUGAUGAUAAAAUUUCGGUCGAGGAUGUACGCGCCUCCAAAUUUCGACAAGCGCUACCGCAAUGUUGCGCGGUUAGCGCCAAAAAUUUACUACUGCUCACGUUCGGUUCUACCUUGGGUUUUUCCACCAUCCUCAUUCCCUCCUUACAAAGGGAGGAUACGGAUAUCAAAGUCACUAUGGAAGAGCUGACAUGGAUAAGUAGUCUGAACUUAUUCCUCGUGCCAAUCGGCUGUCUCGUGAGCGGGCCGCUUUCGCAGCAUUACGGCAGGAAGCGCACGAUGCUGCUGUCGAACAUUCCGUUCGUGGUGGCCUGGCUGAUGUUUCAUUAUGCCAGUAAUUCAGCGAUGUUGUUCACGGCGCUCGCGCUAACCGGACUGACCGGCGGUCUUCUGGAAGCACCGGUCUUGACCUACGUCGCCGAGGUGACACAGCCUCAUUUGCGUGGCAUGCUCUCCGCGACUUCCUCAUUGUCCGUCAUGCUGGGUGUCUUCACGCAAAUGUUGAGCGGCACUUUGGCCCACUGGAGAAUGGUGGCGUUGAUCAAUCUGGCUUACCCGAUUCUUUGCUUCCUCUCUUUGUGCCUGGUACCCGAGAGUCCACAUUGGCUCGCUGCUAAAGAUCGUCUCUGGGAGUCAGAACAAGCUCUCUGCUGGCUACGAGGCUGGGUAGCUCCGAACCAGGUGAGAGACGAGUUCCAGGCGCUCUGCGAGGCGGUGCAGAAGCCGGCCGUCGGCCGAGGGGCAGAAGCCUUCCCCGAGGGCAAGGAGGAGGAAAAGGCCUGGCGGGCAUACACCAAGCGAACGUUCUAUCUGCCUUUUAUCCUAGUCACCGCGGCCUUCUUCAUCGCCGCCUUCGGCGGCAUCGCAACCUUGCAGACUUUCGCCGUCGUGAUAUUCGCGAAGCUAAAGACGCCGAUCGACAGCUACGCGGCCGCGGUGUUUUUGGGCGUCGCGCAAUUGUUCGGCACUUUGAUCUGCGUAGUGGCGAUUCACUUGGCGGGGAGGCGUAUAUUGUCCUUCUUGUCGAUCAGCGGCACCGGCCUGUGCUUCCUCCUGGCCGCUAUUUACGGCUACCUGAGCGACGCGGAGUACUUGGACGGGACGAAGUACACUUGGAUGCCGACCACCCUUAUGAUAGGCGCCGCUUUCGCGUCGCACAUCGGUAUCAGAUUGUUGCCGUGGAUCCUCAUCGGCGAGGUGUUCCCCGUGAAGGUACGCAGCGGCGCGACAGGAGCGGCCGGUUCGAUCGGCUACAUUUUCUCAUCGAUCGCGAACAAAACCUUCCUCUACAUGGUGAACGGAAUGUCGCUCUUCGGCACGUUCUUCUUCCACUUCCUGAUCAAUCUGGUCGGCGGCUGUUUGCUAUUCGUGAUAUUACCCGAGACCGAAGGUAGAACUUUGAGGGAGAUCGAGGAGCAUUAUGCCGGCGUGCAGAACCUGAAGGACCGGCCCAGAAAGGAAGAGCACGCCCUCAAGGAAAAGUGGGCAGCCUCGAAUCCGGCGGUCGUCUACGACGAAAGUAGCGAGAGCAAACUGUAGAUCGUCUCGAACACAUUUUGCCCUAGGUGAUAACGUGUUAUCUCACUCGUCCCGUUAAUACAAAGUUGCGUUUGAGUGCCUAAGUGAUAACGUUAUCUCACUCGUCCUGUUAAUACAAACUUGCGUUUAAGUGGACGAGCUAAAUUUUCAGUUUCCCCAAAGGGAUAUUAAUAGCUUCGACGAUGGUCGAUCUUUUUAUAGACACGGCUGCAAUUAAAUGUAAUAACUGUGCAGUUUACUCUGUGCCGCUAUAACAGGAACGAUUCUGGGGGAGAAUAAUCACGCAAACAAAUCGAUUGCAGUCGACGUUAAAAAGGAAGAGAGAGAAAGAGGAGAGAUGAUAGAAUAUAAAAAUUAAUUGAUUGAUGAAAAAUAGCGUAGAGCGGAGCACAAUUAAAAACACGACUUUAAUGAUGCCCUGGUAAAACUUCCGCGAAGAAGCUGAAGAACGAAUGUGCUAUUCCGCGAGAAGCGAAAUUGUGAUUUAUCAUUUCGCGAAAAAAAAAGGAGCCGGGCUCUUAAUAUCGCGCCGUUAUUUGCAAAACGCUCGAGAAACAAAUGUUGCCUUAUCGAUCUCGUUCGCUACCGCUUAUAGAAGCUUUCACGAGGUUUUUUCUUUCGCGAUUCUGUUGCGCGAUUAGGUAUGUUUACGUUAGUUUUAAUAAAUACACGAUUGCCCCAAGUGAAGCUUAACUCUAACUAUACCGACGUGAACGUAUAUUUUGUUCUCGUGUGACGAUUUAACAAUCCUUAGUACUAAACGUACUAACUACAGGAUGCUAAAACGGUUUCAUCUUUGUAUUUAGUAUAAAUAUCGUUCACGAUGGAAUAUUAUACUUUCGCCCGACGAAAGUGAGAAUUCUUGACAAAUAGAGAGGCUGUAUA
Dinoponera quadriceps is the source of this 3254-nucleotide messenger RNA. RefSeq names its product facilitated trehalose transporter Tret1-like. The coding region runs from base 795 to 2369 and encodes 524 amino acids. Gene Ontology annotation, molecular function: transmembrane transporter activity. Lineage: Eukaryota; Metazoa; Arthropoda; Insecta; Hymenoptera; Formicidae. Gene Ontology annotation, biological process: transmembrane transport. The record is from RefSeq and is a predicted model, not a curated record. The transcript is spliced from 5 exons. Gene Ontology annotation, cellular component: membrane.